Messenger RNA from Aspergillus tanneri, 1134 nucleotides. RefSeq names its product putative SNARE protein (Ufe1). Gene Ontology annotation, cellular component: SNARE complex; endoplasmic reticulum. Gene Ontology annotation, biological process: retrograde vesicle-mediated transport, Golgi to endoplasmic reticulum. The coding region runs from base 1 to 1134 and encodes 377 amino acids. The transcript is spliced from 4 exons. NCBI's taxonomy places the organism in Eukaryota, Fungi, Ascomycota, Eurotiomycetes, Eurotiales, Aspergillaceae. The record is from RefSeq and is a predicted model, not a curated record.
AUGACAGAUCUAACCGUGGAGUUUUCCCGUCUCUGCCAGGAGAAGGGGAGUGUCCCAAUUCCUCCCACACGCUACCUCGCGGCCGAAAAGGCCGACGAGUUCCUCAAAGAAGCACACCGCAUCAACUCGCACAUCUCCUCUCUUCUCAGAUAUCUCUAUUCGAUCCGACCUUCUUACCUCUCCAUCGCCCCCUCUCGUCCCACUACCGCCACGCCGUCCCGCAGCGCCGCCGCUGCGUCCGCCGACCAGAAAUCCAAACCCCUCUCUGAAUCCGACCGCGACAACAUUGACGCCUCCACCUCGCUCCUCCUCCACGACCUCAGCAGCUCCAUCUCCACGCUUUCAUCCGCCGAGGCCCUCCGCCAGGACACCCAGUCCGGUCUUCUUCGAAAACGAUACGGCCAUGGCGGAGCUGCCGGACGACUUCUCUGGAAAUGGGCGGGCGGUGGUGCCCUUUCUUCUCCCUCCUCCUCAUCCGCUACAUCUGGGGAUAAUUCAGGGAAAAGCGAGGAGCAGGUCCGCGACGAAGAAGUCGAGAAGACCUCCAAGACGGUGCGGGAGAAUGUGCUCUGGUUUCUGCGACGGGGGCUGGAAGAUGCGGUUGCGUUGCAGCGCGGGAUGGUCGAGAGACGAAUUGAGCGGGUACGCGAGAAAGAGAAGAGUGUGCUGUAUAAAGCUGCUGCUGGUGGGGGUGGUGUUGGGUCCACGGGUAGAUCCAAAGGUCUUUCUUCCGUUGGGGGUGGAAAUCCGCUCGGCGAUGGGGAUAGCGGUGGUAGCUAUAUCUAUGAGAAACCGCGGUCGACGGUGAAUGAAGACGAAGUCAAAGCGAUUGAGGCGGAGCUUUCUCCGGAGCAGUUGCAGUUAUUUGCCGAGGAGAAUGAUUCAAUGGUUAAGUAUUAUGAAGAUACAUUGAGUAAAGUCCAAAAUGCUGAAAAAUCUCUAUUAGAGAUCUCCUCGCUCCAGCAAACGCUGGUAUCACAUCUCUCCACCCAGGAGGAAUACAUUGGUCAAUUGGCGACGGAUGCAUCGAACACGCACACCAAUAUCGGACAGGGGAAUAAGGAGUUGAAACGCGCGACAGAGCAACGGAGUAUCGCGCAGGCGUUGUUCUGGGGGACGGUUGGACUGUAUUGA